Messenger RNA from Aspergillus japonicus CBS 114.51, 836 nucleotides. RefSeq lists its product as uncharacterized. The transcript has a single exon. The record is from RefSeq and is a predicted model, not a curated record. Bases 107 to 631 code for a protein of 174 amino acids. Lineage: Eukaryota; Fungi; Ascomycota; Eurotiomycetes; Eurotiales; Aspergillaceae.
UUAACAAGUCAUCAAAGAAAAGCCUACAUAGUGUUGAAGAUAGACCGUCCGAACCAAGAAAGCACUAACCUCCGCUCGACUCAACAGAAAGCUUAUCCGACCGUGCAUGAUAAUAACCACAAUGUCUCACUUGAGUCCAAGGCGGCAGGAUUCCUCACUCUCUCUAUGGCCAGCCGAUCGCCCUUCAGCGGAGUUGCAUGACCUUCCUCCAUACAUCCAAUUUCCCAUCCAACAAAGUGGAUUUCCGCUGGAAGAUAGAGCGAGAGAUCAGCAGGCGAAAACCGCCUCCGUCAGCCACCACAACCUUACUCGGACGUCGUGUCUUUUAGUUGGAUUUGAGUCCUGUACGUACGCUCGUGUACGUAGGUUGAGUCUGUACGGUAGCAGUAGCGAUGCCUGCUCCCCUCGGACAUUCACCUCGGAUGUUAUUGUCUCAGGGGGUUGGGCCUUACCCGUUCUGGUAACGAGGGCCGACCGCCGCGGAGGUAAAUUUGUGGCAGUGGAGUCCCUAGUGGGGGGAGGGGGGGCUGCUGCUGCAGUGUUUGCUGCCACGAUGAAUUCUUGGAUCUUGAGUCAGCGGCGCGGGACCGCGGAAUUGGGGUUUGUGGGUUUGUUACGAGUUGAUGAUUAGUCUCUGGGUUGAUGGUGGUUUUAUUGGGGGUGUAGAGUUUCUUUAAGGGUUGGAGGGGGAAGUACGGAUACAUUGUCUGCGUUCUGAGCGAUGGGUGGGCUUCUGUGGUUUGGGUUGCGGUGUCAAUGUACAACCGUAACCAUGUCGCGAAGAUGGUUUAUCCCUGGAGAGAGGAUAUGGAGGAUAGUGAGAGGAAGGAGAGGAA